AUGGCAAAACAUCUCGCAAUCACGUUUCUCCCUUUACUCCUUCUUCUUCUCACUUCAAUAACAGAAAUGGUGGAAGGAACUAAGAAAACAUAUGGAGUAUAUGACAGCAACAGCGUAAAACUGUUUGUAUUCGGAGACUCCUAUGUUGACACAGGAAAUUUCUUGGACUCACCAUCGUAUAGAGAUCCUUAUGGAAUCACAUAUCCUGGAAAACCAGCUGGAAGAUUCUCCGAUGGUCGUGUACUCUCUGAUUACAUUGCUUCGUUUCUGAAAAUUGAAAGCCCUACACCAUACUCUUUGAAGAAUUCCUCAAAUCUACAAUAUGGAAUCAACUUUGCUCAGGGAGGAACUGGUGUUUUUGAAACAUUAACUAAAGGACCAAACAUGACUCUUCAAAUCGACUCACUCGAAAAUCUAAUCAAACAAAAUGCCUAUACCAAACAAGACCUCGAAUCUUCGGUUGCUCUUGUAGCCGUUUCUGGAAACGAUUACACUGCUUUUAUAGUAAACAAUAAAAGCAUUACGGAGAUAAAAUCUUUCACUGAAACUCUUAUCAAGCAAUUAUCAAUAAAUGUUCAACGUAUUCACAAUUUGGGAGUUAACAAAAUAGCAAUUGGGUUAUUGGAACCUAUUGGAUGUUUGCCUCAGAUAACUGUGGUAACUUUUCAUCUUAGUUGUGUUGAUCUUUUAAAUGUGGUAUCUCAAAAUCACAAUCAAGUAUUGCUUCAAACCGUAGAAGAACUUAACCAACAAGUUGGAAAAUCGGUUUUCGUUACACUAGACCUCUACAACGCGUUCCUUUCUACAAUUAAAAUGAUGCAGGAAAAUCAAGAUGAAAACUUGAAACUGCUGAAUCCAUUGUUAAAACCGUGUUGUAAUGGAGAUGGUUUUAAAAAUUCUUGUGGAGUUGUGGAUGAUAAGGGAGAAAAGAAAUAUAGUUUAUGUGAUAAACCAGAGGAUUCAUUCUUUUGGGAUUAUGUUCAUCCUUCUCAAAAUGGUUGGAAUUCUGUCUACACACAGUUGCAAUCUUCUCUUGGGCAACUUAUUUCUUGA
Messenger RNA from Lathyrus sativus (Indian pea), 1053 nucleotides. Lineage: Eukaryota; Viridiplantae; Streptophyta; Magnoliopsida; Fabales; Fabaceae. The record is from the annotation of a GenBank genome assembly.